Messenger RNA from Apis cerana (Asiatic honeybee), 2629 nucleotides. Its product is annotated as monocyte to macrophage differentiation factor 2. Gene Ontology annotation, cellular component: membrane. Gene Ontology annotation, molecular function: pore-forming activity. The record is from RefSeq and is a predicted model, not a curated record. NCBI's taxonomy places the organism in Eukaryota, Metazoa, Arthropoda, Insecta, Hymenoptera, Apidae.
UGUAUACUUUUAUCUUCGUUAUAAUACUUAAAAAGCGUUCAGUAGUGCUACAGCAAUAGUAGCGGUAGUGUUAAAUGUGAAUGUUUAAUUUAUUUGGUAUGAAAGAUUUAUUAGUUCCAUCAAUAUUUAUUUUGUGUGUAUAAUGUGAAAGUAUGAAGCAUGAGAUAAAAAAUAAAUACUUAUCGUGUAAAUUAAUAUUUUAAUACUAAUCCUCAAAUUGGUUAUAUUAAGAUUUUACAUAUUUAAAUUUACUGUAAUCCUGGAAAAUAUGGAUAUAUUUGGUCUUCAUCAAUUUGUUGCAGCACCAAUAAAAAAUCUUUUACAAUUCCAACGUAUUAAAGAAAUAAAAUGGAUGAAUCCUCCAGCAUGUACUAAUGAAGCAUAUACACCUACCUCUGUAGAACAUAUAGCAAAUGUAACUACUCAUGGAAUUUGGGUUGUACCAUCUGUCAUAGGUAGCUUGGAACUGGUUCGUCGUUCUAUAACAUGGACUCAAUUAAUAUCAGCUUAUGUAUAUGGUACAUCUUUGAUCCUUGUUUUCACAGUCUCAACAUUUUUUCACAGUGUACAUUACUGCAAUAAUAACAGACAACUUAAAGAAACAUUACAUCGUUGUGAUCGUGCUAUGAUUUACAUUUUUAUUGCUGCAAGUUAUUUUCCUUGGUUCAAUGUAGAUCAUUUCCCAGAUGAUGAAAUAUUAUUUGCAAUGCGUUAUGCUAUUUGGAUUAUGGCAACACUGGGCAUAUUGUAUCAACAAAUUUUUCAUGAACAAUAUAAAAUGUUAGAAACAAUCUUUUAUUUAAUUAUAGGAAUUGGUCCUAGUAUUGCAAUUAUUAAUUAUAGUUAUUAUAAUAUUAUUGAAUUAAAAUUGGGAGGACUGCUUUAUAUUUCUGGGUUAUUGUUUUUUAAAUCUGAUGGAAGGAUACCAUGUGCACAUGCAAUUUGGCAUCUUUUUGUUGCUGUAGGAGCUGGAUUGCAUUAUUAUGCUAUAUUAAAUCAUGUCUUUCCUAUAGUUUGUCCAUCAGAUAAUUUUAUGACACCAGAUGUAUCAUCAUUACCAAAAUUAUUAAAAUCUAAUAUUGAAGAAUUAUAAAAUCUUCUAGUUUUGUUUUUCAUUAUAUCAAAGUUUUACAAAUUGGAAGUUUUAAUAUAAAAUUUAUAAAAUAUCAAUUUGCAAAUUUAAGGUAAGAUUUAAAAUAAAAUAAAGUUUUUAAUAAUUAAUUAUUUAUAAAAUUUUAAAAAGUAGAAAUUAUCAUCAUGUAUGAAAAAUUUACUUUUAGAAAGUAACUAUAUUAUGUACCUGAAAUAUACAUAAAAAAAUGUUAUUCAUAAAUUAUGGAUACUUGUCAAAAUAUAAAUAAAAAAGAUAGAGAUAAAAAAAUAUAACUUAGCUAUUACAAGAUUAUAAUUUAAGAUAUAAUUUUCUAUGUAUUUAUACAAGAAAAGUAACUUAUACACUUAAUACUUUUUAUAAAUCAAUAAUGAUAGAAAAAUAUAAAUACUAUAAUACUAUAAAAAAAUAAAAAUAUACUAAAAUGGAAUAGUAUAUUAUAUUUAUCCAAAUAUAUUGAAAGAUAAGAUUUAAUAAUAGAAUAAUAGAUAAUUUAAAUAAUAGAAUAAUAAGUGGUUAUUCUUUGAUUUUUUAUUUUGUUAGAGAUUUUCAAUUUAUUAUUUAUAAUAAAUGUUAUUAAUAAUAAUAAUUAAUAAUAUUACUAAACAAGAAUGUGAUUAUCUACAUUUAUACUAUAUUAAAUUUAUAUAAAAUAUCGUUUUUAUCAACUAUAUUCUGAUACAUUCCAUUUUCUAGAAAUAAUUCUAGAAAAUAUUUUUUCUAGAAAAAAUAUUGUAAAUAAUAUGAUUUGAAUAUUAUUCAAAACAAAAUAUGAAUGAUCAUUAAUUUGCAAUUUGUAAUGAAUAUUUGUAUUUUUUGUAAUGAUAUUGCUUUAUAUACAUAUGUAAGUACAUAUAUGAAAGACAUAUUGAUAUAGAUAAUAUUAUGAAAAUUAAAUUAAAUAUUAUAAUAAAAUUUAUUCGGAUAAAUGAAGUUUUACAGUAAUAAUGACAUUUGAAUAAAUGCAUAAUAUAUUGCAUUACAUAUUAUAUUAUCCAUUUAAAAUAAUGUAUAGUAGUUAUUUUUUAAUAAUAGAUAGACUUUUUAUAACAUUAUAUUUUAUAAACAUCUGUUUCUAUUGUGGGACUAAAAUAUAAUUUUGUAAUUAAUGAUAUUUAUCUAAUAAUGAAUGAGAAAAUUAUUGUAAUUGUUUAAUUAAAGUUUAAUUCAUUUUCUGUAUUUGCAACAAUAAUGUGCCAAAAUUUAUAUUUAUAUUCAAAUUAUACAAUUUCUAUAACAAAAUAAUAUCCGUUAUUAAUUUUAUACAGAAUACAAAAUGCUAUAUAAAAAAAUAUAUUCUAUAGUUAUUAAUAAAUAUUUUUAAUUUUUUUUUUAAAAAAAAGUUGUAAUCGUAAAAAUAUAUUGAUGAUAUGUAUAAUUAUUAUUUUGUUCUUUUCCUGUUGAUUUUAUUACACAACAAAGAAAUAUGAUUAUAAUGUAUGUUACUAAUAUUGUAAAUUAAUAAAAUACUUGAUAUAUAUGUAUAUACAAAUAAAAAAUUAAAACUUUAUAACCAAA